Molecule: messenger RNA, 2011 nt
Organism: Tinamus guttatus (white-throated tinamou)
Lineage: Eukaryota; Metazoa; Chordata; Aves; Tinamiformes; Tinamidae
Source: RefSeq, a predicted model, not a curated record
CACUCACUUUCUAAGAUUUGGAUUCUGGGGGCAUGUUCCCAGAAAGGUAUGAGCAGAGAAGUCCUCAUUUUGGAUGGGAAGUGGAAAUAUUAUAAGGAUGCCCAGGAGAGGUUUAGUAAUUCAAGCCAGAACUCGUUGGCUGUUAGUGGGUCUGGCCUUACUAUUCAGUUUAAUCUUGCUCAUGUACUUGCUGGAAUGUGCUCCGCAAACGGAGGGUAAUGGAUCUCUGCCGGGCAUCGUGGGUGAGAGCCUGGGUAAAGAAUACUACCAAGCCCUCCUCCAGGAACAGGAGGAGCAUUACCAGACCCGAGCUACCAGUCUGAAACGGCAGAUUGCCCAGCUAAAGCAAGAGCUGCAGGAAAUGAGUGAUAAGUUGAAAACCCUGCAGGAGAAGAAGAGCCCCAAGAUCAAUGGUAUGAACUACCAGGGCACCAAAGAACAAGCAUCUAAUGAUCUCCUAGAGUUUCUCCAUUCCCAGAUUGACAAGGCUGAGGUGAGCGUGGGGGCUAAGCUGCCUAGCGAAUAUGGCGUCAUUCCCUUUGAAAGCUUCACGUCCAUGAAAGUGUUCCAGCUAGAGAUGGGGCUCACUCGGCAUCCGGAGGAAAAGCCUGUUAGGAAGGAUAAGCGAGACGAACUGGUGGAAGUCAUCGAGGCUGGGCUGGAAGUUAUCAAUAAUCCAGAUGAAGAAGAUGGACAAGAUGAAGAUGAUGGAGUAGAAGAGAGGCAGCUGUAUAAUGAAAAUGAUUUUGUAGAAGGUUACUAUCGUACAGAAAGAGAUAAGGGGACACAGUAUGAGCUGUUUUAUAAGAAGAUGGAUGGCAUGGAGUACAGACAUGUCACAUUGUUCCGACCUUUUGGACCACUCAUGAAAGUGAAGAGUGAAACAGUCGAUAUUUCUAGAUCAAUCAUUAACAUUAUUGUUCCUCUUGCUGGAAGAACUGAGGCAUUUGCACAAUUUAUGCAAAACUUUAGGGAUGUGUGUAUUCAUCAGGAUAAGCGUAUUCACCUCACUGUGGUAUAUUUUGGACAAGAUGGACUGUCGGAAGUGAGAAGUAUCCUAGAGUCUGUAGCUAGGGAAACUAAUUUCCACAACUACACACUUGUCUCUUUGAACGAGGAAUUUAACCGUGGCCGGGGACUUGACAUGGGUGCCAGAGCCUGGGAGAAGGGCGAGGUCCUGAUGUUCUUCUGUGACGUUGAUGUUUAUUUCACAGCCGAGUUCCUCAACAGUUGCCGCUUGAAUGCUGAGCCUGGAAAAAAGGUUUUCUAUCCUGUGGUAUUUAGCCUCUAUAAUCCUGCUAUUGUCUAUGCCAACCAAGACACACCACCAGCUGUGGAGCAGCAAUUGGUACACAAGAAGGACUCGGGUUUCUGGCGGGAUUUUGGCUUUGGGAUGACUUGUCAAUAUCGGACAGACUUUCUGACUGUUGGGGGGUUUGACUUGGAAGUGAAAGGCUGGGGCGGUGAGGACGUCCACCUGUACAGGAAGUACCUGCAUGGUGACCUUAUUGUGGUGAGGACGCCAGUCCCCGGUCUCUUCCACCUCUGGCACGAGAAACAUUGUGCAGAUGAACUGACGCCGGAGCAGUACCGCAUGUGCAUCCAAUCCAAAGCCAUGAAUGAAGCGUCUCACUCGCACCUCGGCAUGCUGGUCUUCAGGGAGGAGAUUGAGACCCACCUCCGCAAACAGGCCUACAGGACUAACAGCGAAGCAGCGGGUUGAACGGAGCCCCGGGGCAGCGGGAACAUGAUGACUUCCAAUUCACAAUGAACCAGCAUCAUUUUACAGCCUUAAUUCAGCUUAAAAAUGCAGUGCCUCUCUUUUUCAGUGAAGAAGAGUUUAGGGGGUUUUUUUGGUUCUUGUUCUUGUUUUCUAAGUAAUUCUUUGACUGAUACACUAUUACCUACAUAUCUUACCAGUUCAAGCACCUGAAAUAAGAAUCCGGGAAGCUGAGGUAGUUCAAGGAAAGUGUCUCCAGUAUUGACUGGAAAAACGCAUCAGUGGCAUGUA